Eruca vesicaria subsp. sativa (arugula) is the source of this 1563-nucleotide messenger RNA. NCBI's taxonomy places the organism in Eukaryota, Viridiplantae, Streptophyta, Magnoliopsida, Brassicales, Brassicaceae. The record is from the annotation of a GenBank genome assembly.
AAAAGGUAAACCUAAACAAACGAUGGAGAAUCCUAAUUCUUGCUACUGGUCGGAGCUCUCUAUCGAGAUCUUGAGCUUACUGUUGGAACGUUUGAGUUUUGUAGAUUUCCACCGCGCUAAGAUCGUAUGUCCUAAUUGGUAUAUUUGCUCGAAACAAACCGUGCGGCGUAGAAGUGGAUCUCCAUUACUGAUGCUGUGUACAGAAGAUGAUAUUGAGCUGUUCAACCCGGAAGAAGAUAGGGUUUACAAGACAAAGAGAGACUUUUCAGGGAGGCGAUUUCUGGCAAACUCAGGUAACUGGUUCCUGAUCCUCGAUUCUGGAUCGAAUCUCUACAUUGAAGAUGUGUUUAGCGAGAAGAAGAUCAAUCUUCCACCUCUAGAGUCAAUUAAAUCUGACCUUUUUAGUCUUAAGCGAGUAGGAGAGAAGGAAUUCAACGAGAAAGUAGUCGGUGGUUUCCCAGAGAAAGGGUGUAGCAAAAGUGUGGAAGAUCUGAGAGGCCUUUUGUGGGUAGAUGAAGGGAAGGAAGAAUACAGUGUUGCUUGGUUUUUUGACAAGGGUGCCCAAUAUAUAUCUUUUUGCAAGAACGGGGAAGAUUAUUACCGUACCAUUCCAACUCGGAUUGGUGUUCACUAUAAGUCUCAAGGCAUAUCUGAUAUGGUACUCCGGCGUGACUCUCUUUACGUCUACACGACUCGUCAAUACGUUCGGCUCCUGGAUUUGUCUGGACAGGAAGGUUUCACAGAAGUGCCCAAGAGGAGUUUUAUAUUACCAUUCCUCCCAGCUUCUCCUCUGAAUUGGGACGAAAUCACAUAUGCAGACAGGUUAAAAGUUAGCUAUAACAUUGCUGUUACAAGAUCAGGAGAAGUUUUGUUGGUUGAGAGCAUCCUUUUUAAAGCAACCAGUUCUGAAAUGAUGCCUAGGAGGAUGUUCCAUCUCUACAAGACAGAUCCUAAUCCAGAUUCGGAAGAUAUUCUCCAUAGCGAGAACCUGUCUUUUGAGGUACAUUCUCUAGGUAAUGAGGCCCUCCUCCUCGAUUCUGGUAUCACUGUGCCUGCUGACCCUACCCUUGGCAUCGAACCAAACUCCAUCUACUUCACCCGUCAUGACCGUGUCCGUAACUUUGCUAAGGAACCUUCAUGCCCGGACAUCUGUGUUUUCAAUCUGGCAACAAAGAAACUCACACGCUUCCCCAUCCUCUCCUACUUCAAGCCCAAGGAUGCUCUAUGGUUUCACCCUUGUUAAUUUACUUCUCUGGAAUUUCCAGGUUGUAUCGUGUUUUUUUUUUCGCUGACUGAUCUACCUUGCAGCAAUGAAGACCCUCCAACACUUCCCCUUGGUUUCUCACUGGCUCUUUAUUUGCUUCUUUCUUUUCAUUUGGUGUCCUUUAGAGAUUUCCUGAUUUCGUUUUCUUGUCUUCCUUUUUAUUUGUUGCAUCUUAUUUCUCUUGUGCUUUAUUUAGUCUAAUAAUCUGUAUGCCUUUUUGCUGGUUUUAUAAACAUGAUCAGGGACCUAGCUUGCUAUAUUCCAGGUGUAGUUUUUUACUCAUAUAAUGAUGUUUAAUU